This is a messenger RNA of Phaeodactylum tricornutum CCAP 1055/1, 2433 nucleotides long. RefSeq lists its product with no specific name. The record is from RefSeq and is a predicted model, not a curated record. The transcript is spliced from 2 exons. Gene Ontology annotation, biological process: DNA integration. Lineage: Eukaryota; Bacillariophyta; Bacillariophyceae; Surirellales; Neidiaceae. The coding region runs from base 1 to 2433 and encodes 810 amino acids. Gene Ontology annotation, molecular function: nucleic acid binding.
AUGGUCCCGAGCACGGAAAAGUUGCCCCCGCAGCUAUGCCUUACCCUGCUUGAGUCCUCUGUUCGUGAUGUUUCGGAACUCCGUCAAGUCAACACUACCGCAAAUCUAGAUUUAGCUAAAGGGGGGUCUCCCAUCAACUAUGAGAAUUACCUAAGCCUACUUCUUGCUGCUGCAACUUUGUAUGACAAAGGUAACAACCUUUCCAAUUCUCGUAACCCAAAAGCCAAGCGUAGUGCUUUUGUUACUGAAACCUCCUUUCCAGACGAUGAUUACGGCGUCGAUUACGACAUUGACUUGUCCCCGUCCAUCCUUUACGAGGCAAAUGUCCACAACCGUCGAGCAGGCGACCAGAAUCGGGCCCGCCAGACCAAUGUCAAUCGCGAACGUCCCUAUAUUCCCCGUGAGAUGUGGGAUAAACUGUCCGACGAUGCGAAAGAAAUUCUUCGUGGCAUGUCGUCUCCUCAAGAAGGCAAUGCAUCGGCCAACAGUAAAUCAUCCUCUGCAUUCCACGCCAACUCCCAUUCCCUAACUGAUACGGGACACUCUCCUUCAACGGACGAAUCGUUGCACAAAGACGACAACGACAAAUUCCACGAUUGUGGGAAUGACACGGAAUUGCUUGCACAUCUCACUGAUCGUUCAAGUACUAUGGCACAUGGAGACAUUCGAAAAGUUCUCGCUUCGGCUUCCUCCUGUAAGCAGAAUCCCACGAGCUCACUACAGUCCAACAUGCUCGAGUACAGUAUUUCCCGGCACGCCGUUACUGGGACAACAUCCUCCCUCAUUGACAGAGGUGCAAACGGUGGACUCGCUGGGAAUGAUGUUAAAAUCCUGAACAAGACAGGUCGUUUUGCUAGCAUCACUGGUAUCAAUGACCAUACCCUGCCUGAUUUAGAUAUCGUCACCGCUGCUGGACUCGUUGAAUCCCAGAACGGACCUAUCAUUGUCAUACUUCACCAGUAUGCACACCAUGGGAAAAGUAAAACAAUUCAUUCUAGUGCGCAACUUGAAUACUACAAGAACGUUGUCGAAGACCGUUCUCGGGUUCUGGGGGGCAAACAGCGUAUCGUAACUCUAGAUGACUACGUUAUUCCUCUUCACGUUCGCCAAGGACUGGCUUACAUGGACAUGCGCCCACCUUCGGAUACCGAAUUUGACACACUUCCGCAUGUUGUUCUUACUUCCGAUGUGGACUGGGAUCCGUCUAUCAUUGACAAUGAAAUUGAUCUCGUCACAGACUGGCAUGAUGCCGUCCAGGACCUCCCCGGCGAUCUGUACGUUGAACCUCGCUUCAAUUCAACCGGGGAAUACCGACACAGACACGUUGCCAAUUAUGACAUUUUUUCGUCGCCCGAAUUGGUCGAUCCAUCCACGGCUAUUGGCAAUAUACUUUCGUCAAACAAGCAUGAUAUGACCCGCAAUGCCCACAAUUACGAAGCUUUGCGCCCUUGUCUUGGUUGGAUCUCUGCCGACACAGUUCGGAAGACCAUCUUGGCCACCACACAAUUCGCUCGCGAGGUUUAUAAUGCACCUAUGCGUAAGCACUUCAAGUCUCGUUUACCGGCACUUAAUGUUCAUCGUCGCAAUGAAGCUGUCGCUACCGAUACCAUUUGGUCGGACACGCCUGCUGUUGAUAAUGGCGCUAAAUUUGCACAACUAUUUGUUGGUAGACGGUCGCUUGUCACCGACAUUUAUCCUAUGAAAACCGACAAAGAGUGUGUUAAUGCUCUUGAAGACAAUAUUCGUCAUUGUGGCGCCAUGGAUAAGCUCAUCAGUGAUCGUGCCAAGGCCGAAGUCAGCAAGAAGGUUUCUGAUAUUACCCGUGCUUACCACAUUGAUCAAUGGCAAAGCGAGCCAAAUCACCAGCACCAAAAUUAUGCUGAACGCCGCAUUGCAACUGUCGAAGCAAAUGCGAAUAAAAUCCUAAACAAAACCGGUGCACCCAAUUCUACAUGGUUAUUGUGUGUUUCCUACAUUUGUUAUUUGUUCAAUCAUUUGGCACAUGAGUCUUUACACGAUCGUACUCCCCUUGAAGUCCUCAACGGUAGUACCCCUGAUAUUAGCGUACUCCUUCAAUUUCAUUUUUGGGAACCGAUCUACUAUCGACUAGAAGAUCCUACUUUUCCUUCCGAUGGGACUGAAAAGAAAGGCCGCUUUGUUGGAAUUGCUGAUUCCGUUGGUGAUGCUCUUACCUAUAAGAUACUCACCAAUGACUCCCACAAGAUCCUUUUCCGAUCCAGUGUCCGCUCUGCGUUGAAACCUAGUGAAACCAAUUUGCGUCUUGAACCACAUGAAGGGGAGAGUCCUCCUAAGCCUAUCAACUUCAUUAAGUCGCGUAGAACUGAGGACGAAAAUUCUUAUGCCCUCCACACGCUACCUGGACAAUGGGGAGCGUUUCCGUGCACGUAUUGCCAGAAAAAUCCUCGAUCCUGA